GAGGAGUGAAGCUAGUGCUUGUAGCAGACUGAUAGCAGCACCGCGGACAGCUCAGUGCUGGCAGGGACUGGGGGAGCAAGAAAGCGCUCCAGGCUGGCUGCUGGGUCUGAACACAGAAGAGCCCUGGGCACCUAUAUUAAAGAAAGUGUGGCUAGGAUUAGAAAUAGAACAGCCUCCAGAGAGCAUACGCUCUUCAUCCUGGAACUGCAACAUCAGGGACAGGAAGCAUCCAAGUGUGUGUAACUCUCCAGCUUCAAGUUUCUCUCUCAGUUUUGUGGUUCCAAGCCCUGCACCUUCCAGAAAACCCCUCUUCGGUCUGUUUUUACACAAUGCCCCUGGAUAAGAUGAAAGAUCUGAGCCUAGAGUGCUCUGUGACACGCUCUGAAACAGAUGAAGUGGGUGGAGUUCUCCUUCCAAAAAAAGUGUGUGACAGGUGGGAUCAAAUUUGGAACUUCAGAGCCAGACCUGAUGAUCUGCUCAUCGCAACCUAUGCAAAAGCAGGUACAACAUGGAUACAGGAGAUUGUAGAUAUGAUCCAACAUGAUGGAGACAUUGAGAAAUGCAAACGUGCCACCACUUAUCUGCGACACCCUUUCAUUGAGUGGGUUCUGCCUGGACCUUUCAGCUCUAAUACAAAUGGCCUGGAACUAGCUGAAGCGAUGCCCUCCCCACGAACACUGAAAACUCAUCUCCCUGUACAACUGGUGCCUCCAUCCUUUUGGGAGCAAGAGUGUAAGGUAAUCUAUGUGGCAAGAAAUGCGAAAGACAACCUGGUGUCCUACUACCAUUUUCACAGAAUGAAUAAAAAUAUGCCUGAGCCAGGAACCUGGGAGGAGUUUUUGGAGAAAUUCAUGGCUGGACAAGUGCUUUGGGGUUGCUGGUAUGAUCAUGUAAAAGGAUGGUGGGAUGCAAAAGAAAACCACUGUAUUCUCUACCUCUUCUAUGAAGAUCUAAAGGAGGAUCCAAAGCGUGAAAUCCAAAAGGUGUUACAGUUCCUGGAGAAGGACUUAGAGAAUGAGGUUCUCGAUAAAAUCAUCCACCACACAACAUUUGAGAUAAUGAAGGACAACCCCAUGGCAAACUAUACUUUUCAGCCUCCUGCAGUAAUGGACCACUCAAUCUCACCAUUCAUGAGAAAAGGGACUGUUGGAGAUUGGAAGAACCAUUUCACAAUGGCACAGAAUGAGAAAUUUGAUGAAGAUUAUAGGAAGAAGAUGUCUAGAACCUCUCUGACCUUCCGCAUGGAGCUCUGAGAAGGGGCUAUAGGGAUUAUUCUCUAUAAUCUACUAGCACUUUCCCUAUAAAAGCCUCACAAAAUACCUGUGCAUCUAAAAUUACAAUGCCCAGUUUCCCACACCACUGACUUCACAGGGCUGAGCAUCCCCUUUCUCUGUGUAAACCUAAUUUUGAGACAAAAAUUUUAGUUAAACUAUAGUCAAGCAGUAAUGUACUGUAGAGAUUUUGCAGGAAUCCCUCAAAAUCCCACCCCCAAAUUGAAGAGGUGGCUGGGGUGAUUUCCCUGAUUAAAUUUAUCCCCUCAUCCCUAACUUUUAUUCUUGGUGUUCAUAAAAUUCUUCUGAAGAGCAGGGCUGUAGGGUCUUGUUCAUUUGCUUUUUUUUGCAUUUGUAAAACUUUAGAUGGUAAUAUCCAAUAUUUUUAAAACCAUUCCCAGCAGCAAGUAAAAACCCUGAGAUAGAAGGCACUAUUGAAGUGCAACAUGCUGUUAUUGUUUGUAUGUUUUCAAUGUGCUGGGAAAACUGUAAUCCAUCCUCACACUCCACUAGUGCGGUAAGUAAGUACUAUUAGCUACACUUUGCAGAUGGUGAAAUGGUGUCAUGCAAGAAAUUGAAGUUACUUAUUUCCCCCUCUCCCCCCAUACAUACUGCAUGCUAUAUAAGAUCUAGCCCUAAAUGACUUGCAUGGGUGGCAGUUUGGUCUAACAAAUUAGUUUAUGGGACUAUGAAUCAGAAAACUAUACUUGUUCCACCUCUAGGACUGACCUGCUCUCCAGGCCUCAAAUAAACCAGUUUGCCACUAAAGCUAGGCACCUAAAUCCAUACUUUGAAGACUUAGCUAGGUGCCAACUAUAGAGUUAGACCUGGAUCUUCAAAGGUAUUUAGGCUCAUAACUUCCACUAAUUUUUUAACAGAAGCUAAGGGCCUGAAUACCUUUUGAGAUCGGGGCCUGACGUGCUGAGCUUUAGGCAUCCAUGUUUGAAAAUGUUGUCAUUAAACAUAACCUUUCUGAGCCUCAAUUUCCUAUUUACAAAAUGGGGAUAUUGAAAUAAAUGUACCCCUCAAAGUGGUUGUGAAGCAUGAUUUGUGUUGUAAAAGCACUUUGAGAGCCUUGAAUGAAAGGUAUUAUGUAAUUGCAAAGUAAUAUGAAGACCAUAUGGUAGGGAACAGAUGGGAGUAGAACUCAAGAGCAAUUUUGUUCUCAAUUCUCGCCUCACUUCACAAGACUACACUGCCUCUGGUACUUCUAUGGGGUAGGGGUUGCAAAGCAUACAUUUGUGGGUGCAAAAUGAAUUGUGUGAGUGAACAAGAGAGAGCACAUGGACACAAGGUUUACAGGUUUCACAAAGUCAUUCACAUCCUUUUUCAAAGGCUUGUCAUUUGUGAGGAACCUCCUAAAUUCUACCAGGCCAUGAGGGCACUCUGAUGUUUCUAUUUCAGAGGCAAAUAACGCCAAAACUAGCACUUCAACUUCUGCCUCAUAGAGUAGAUCUGAUAAAGAACGUUAGAAUUAUAUAAAUAUGAAGUUUCUAGGCCAAGCCAUUUUUGAGAGAUGACAAAAAGAAUCUUCAGAACUUAAUGUAUGUCUACUCUGCAGCUGGGAGCAAGGCCUGCAGCCCACCUAGAAAGACU
This is a messenger RNA of Mauremys reevesii (Reeves's turtle), 2867 nucleotides long. RefSeq names its product sulfotransferase family 1C member 4 (gene SULT1C4). The transcript has 9 exons. Gene Ontology annotation, molecular function: sulfotransferase activity. The record is from RefSeq and is a predicted model, not a curated record. NCBI's taxonomy places the organism in Eukaryota, Metazoa, Chordata, Testudines, Geoemydidae. Gene Ontology annotation, cellular component: cytoplasm. The coding region runs from base 330 to 1253 and encodes 307 amino acids. Gene Ontology annotation, biological process: sulfation.